This is a messenger RNA of Diatraea saccharalis (sugarcane borer), 633 nucleotides long. The record is from the annotation of a GenBank genome assembly. NCBI's taxonomy places the organism in Eukaryota, Metazoa, Arthropoda, Insecta, Lepidoptera, Crambidae.
AUGAAUUUCUUCAGGAAAGAACCAACUGUCAAAGAACAACAAAGGCAAAAUGAUAGGGAGCUUCGGAAGGCUGCCAGAGACUUGGACAGAGACAAGAAUGCCCUUGAAAGAGAAGAGAAGAAACUGGAAAUGGAAAUUAAAAAAAUGGCUAAAGAAGGAAAUAAUGAAGGAUGCAAAAUAUUAGCCAAACAACUGGUGCAGUUGAGAAAACAAAAAAAUAGAAUAUUUACUGCUAACAGUAAAAUAUCAAAUGUUCAGCUCCAAAACAAGACAAUGGGUGCAAACAUAGCCAUAGCAGGUGCAAUGGGAACAACAGCUAAGACUAUGGGCAGCAUGAAUAAAGUGAUGAACCCACAUCAAAUUGCGAAAGAUAUGGAGGCAUUUAGACAAGCCAAUGCAAAAAUGGACAUGACAGAUGAAAUGAUUUCAGAUACAUUGGAUGAUAUCAUGGAUGAGUCAGGUGAUGAACAAGAAACCGAGGGCAUUGUGAAUCAAGUGCUUGAUGAAAUUGGCAUUGAGAUCAGUGGAAAGAUGGCCGAUGCCCCAGCAGUUGCACGUAAUAAAAUCGGAGCUUCCACUACAGAUGAAGACAAAGAAAUCAUGGCUCAACUCGCGAGACUUAAGUCUACUUAA